This is a messenger RNA of Saimiri boliviensis boliviensis (Bolivian squirrel monkey), 2939 nucleotides long. RefSeq names its product pre-mRNA splicing tri-snRNP complex factor PRPF4 (gene PRPF4). Lineage: Eukaryota; Metazoa; Chordata; Mammalia; Primates; Cebidae. Gene Ontology annotation, cellular component: U4/U6 x U5 tri-snRNP complex. Gene Ontology annotation, biological process: mRNA splicing, via spliceosome. The record is from RefSeq and is a predicted model, not a curated record. Gene Ontology annotation, molecular function: U6 snRNA binding; U4 snRNA binding; protein binding.
CCCUCAACAUGAUCACACCGCUUCCUACUACGACUUCCAUCAUGCUCCGCGCCGCUCCGGGCGCGGCGACGGCUCUCGGCACACGUCCGGUCGGUGACGCACUUCCGGUCGGUGAUGCCCAUCCGCUCUGCUGGGCGCGCGGUGGACGGUCUGAAUCGGAGAGCUAGGGUUUCGCUGGAGCUUUUCUCCAGAGCCCAGCAUGGCUUCCUCGCGAGCAUCCUCCACGGCAACCAAAACUAAAGCGCCUGAUGACUUAGUUGCUCCGGUUGUGAAGAAGCCACACAUCUAUUAUGGAAGUUUGGAAGAGAAGGAGAGGGAACGUCUGGCCAAAGGAGAGUCUGGGAUUUUGGGGAAAGAAGGACUUAAAGCAGGAAUCGAAGCUGGAAAUAUUAAUAUAACCUCUGGAGAAGUGUUUGAGAUUGAAGAGCACAUCAGUGAGCGACAGGCAGAAGUAUUGGCUGAGUUUGAGAGAAGGAAGCGAGCCCGGCAGAUCAAUGUCUCCACAGAUGACUCGGAGGUCAAGGCAUGCCUUAGAGCCUUGGGGGAACCUAUCACACUCUUUGGAGAGGGCCCUGCUGAAAGAAGAGAAAGGUUAAGAAAUAUCCUCUCAGUCGUUGGUACUGAUGCCUUAAAAAAGACCAAAAAGGAUGAUGAGAAAUCUAAGAAGUCCAAAGAAGAGUAUCAGCAAACCUGGUAUCAUGAAGGACCAAACAGCUUGAAGGUGGCGAGACUAUGGAUUGCCAAUUAUUCACUGCCCAGGGCAAUGAAACGCUUGGAAGAGGCCCGACUCCAUAAGGAGAUUCCUGAGACAACAAGGACCUCCCAGAUGCAGGAGUUGCACAAGUCUCUCCGGUCUUUGAAUAAUUUUUGCAGUCAGAUUGGGGAUGAUCGCCCUAUCUCCUACUGUCACUUUAGUCCCAAUUCCAAGAUGCUGGCCACAGCUUGUUGGAGUGGGCUUUGCAAGCUCUGGUCUGUUCCUGACUGCAACCUCCUUCACACUCUUCGAGGACAUAACACAAAUGUAGGAGCAAUUGUAUUCCAUCCCAAAUCUACUGUUUCCUUGGACCAAAAAGAUGUCAACCUGGCCUCCUGUGCAGCUGAUGGCUCUGUGAAGCUUUGGAGUCUCGACAGUGAUGAACCAGUGGCAGAUAUCGAAGGUCAUACAGUGCGUGUGGCCAGGGUAAUGUGGCAUCCAUCAGGACGUUUCCUGGGUACCACCUGCUAUGACCGUUCAUGGCGCUUAUGGGAUUUGGAGGCUCAAGAGGAGAUCCUGCAUCAGGAGGGCCACAGCAUGGGUGUGUAUGACAUUGCCUUCCAUCAAGAUGGCUCUUUGGCUGGCACUGGGGGACUGGAUGCAUUUGGUCGAGUUUGGGACCUACGCACAGGACGUUGCAUCAUGUUCUUAGAAGGCCACCUGAAAGAAAUCUAUGGAAUAAAUUUCUCCCCCAAUGGCUAUCACAUCGCAACCGGCAGUGGUGACAACACCUGCAAAGUGUGGGACCUUCGACAGCGGCGUUGCGUCUACACCAUCCCUGCUCAUCAGAACUUAGUGACUGGUGUCAAGUUUGAGCCUAUCCAUGGGAACUUCUUGCUCACCGGUGCCUAUGACAACACAGCCAAGAUCUGGACGCACCCAGGCUGGUCCCCGCUGAAGACUCUGGCUGGCCACGAAGGCAAAGUGAUGGGCCUAGAUAUUUCUUCUGAUGGGCAGCUCAUAGCCACUUGCUCAUAUGACAGGACCUUCAAGCUGUGGAUGGCUGAAUAGACAAGACAAUGGAAAAAGGACUUGAACCUCAAGCUCUCUCUAAGGAGCUAUUUCCUCAAAAGAGAUGAAUUGAAGUGUUUAGUUAUAUCAUGUUUUCUGCCAAUUACCAUGUGUAGACCCUCUGUAGAAUUGGAUUUCCAUGUCAGCCCCCACUCCAGGCAGGCAGCCCAGUCCCUAGGUGAUGGUGAACCCCUCUCAUGGUUGAAAAUUUAUUUCUCCUUUUUACGCCCUGCCACAAACUGUGUAGACAUUGUUUUCAUUUAUCUUUUGUUUGGCUGGGCGUGGUGGCUCAUGCCUGCAAUCCUAGUACUUUGGGAGGCCAAGGCAGGCAGACUACUUGAGGUCAGGAGUUCAAGACUAGCCUGGGCAACAUAGCAAAAUGCCAUCUCUACAAAAAAAUUUAAAAAUUAGCCGGGCGCGGUAGCUUGUGCCUGUGGUCCCAGCUACUCGGGAGACUGAGGUGGGAGGAUCACUUAAGGCUGGGAGACAGAGGUUGCAGUGAGGUGAGAUCACGCCAUUGCACUAUAGCCUGCGUGACAGAGUAAGACCCUGUCUCUUAAAAAAAAAAAAAAAAAUACUUUGUUUGAAUGCCCUAUAGCCUUCCUCACAGCACUCAGGAUUGUGACUGACUCUGCAUUUUUAAUUCUUGAAACUUGGUUUUCCAUAGCAUGGUACGUGCUUCAGGACUGCAUGUGACCCAGAGAACAAGGUGGCUGAACUAGAUAGAGUCUAGAAGCCCUCGGUAAAGAGGCACCUCUCACCACUCCUUGGUUAAACAGUGCGUAACAGCGAGCACUUUUCUUUUCCUUGGAGAAUGGGAAGUGAAGCAGUAGACUGCAGCUACCCCGACGGCUAUGCAGCGAAGAAGACUGACCUCUUCCUGUUGUGUUUGCUUGGAAUGCUGACUGCAUCAGGAAACUGAACGGAACAUUUGCUUCGUCAGAAAAUAUCUUUUACUUUACUUUGAAGUUUGGCAACCUUCAUGUUACCUUAAAGCAAAACAAUGUGUCAGGAUUCAAACAAACGUUUAGAAAGCAAACAUGAUGUCUCUACAAGCUCCUUUCUGUUGGUUAUUUAAAGGAUGUACUUCCGUAUUUGCUACAGUAAAAUCCUGUUACAAAAACUACCCUAUAAAUAAUUAUUUUCUAUAGUUAAAGCAUUUUCUGAAUCCUAA